Messenger RNA from Purpureocillium lilacinum, 951 nucleotides. RefSeq lists its product as uncharacterized. Lineage: Eukaryota; Fungi; Ascomycota; Sordariomycetes; Hypocreales; Ophiocordycipitaceae. The record is from RefSeq and is a predicted model, not a curated record.
AUGGCGCUCUUCACUUUCUGGAGUCAACUGGACUGCAGCUCCAUUCUGCUGUUCGCGUCUACAAUCGCAGUGUUCGUCCUCCCCAUCUUCAUCAUAUUUCCACCUGUGCCCGUCGACCGGAGCGACGUGCUGGGUCAGACGCACUCCAAGCUCGGCCGCCCCCUGGCGCGGGAGGACUCUCCUCCAGCGCCCACCAAGGAGCAGCAACUGGCCGAGUCAAGCGGCACUGAUGGCACUGCCCCUGUCGAGGAGACGCCGAGCCCAACGGCCGUCUACUACCCCAUAGCGGCAUGCCGGGGGAUCGACGUGUCGCGCGUCAAAGACCGGCCGCGCAUGGGUUCCCGCUGCGAUGGCAUCUACACGUUCGCCCGGCUGACCAGCGCGGCGCACUCUUCAGCCGAUCAACAGGAGGCGGCGGCAGACGCGCGACAGGGCCGUCGAGCAAGCGGUGACGGCUACGACGCCGUCGCCGCCGAUCAAUGGGAGGCGUUGACGCGCAGCGACGCCCCGCCCCUGGCCGGCGUCCAGGUCGAUGUGUGGCUCCCCGACGAGGCCAAGUCGAGCAGGCAGCUGGGCCAUAUCGAAGGCGGCUUCGUCGUCGCGCGCUUCCCGUGGACCGACGACGAUGGCGGCUGCGGCGGCGGGUCACUGCUGCGAGUGCGAGGUCUGGCGCGACGACUGGCCGCCAAGCUGAGCCGCGGGCUGCGCGCCGUUCCGGAGAGGGAGAUGCUGCUGCCGCUGGAGGUCCCCUCCGAGGCGGAGAUCGCAUCCAGGGGCUAUCGCCGCGCGCGCGUCGCGUUGCGCCAGGGUGAUGUAUGCUCUGCCCUGAGCAUGGAAACGGAGGUGCCGCCCGAGUUGGCGCGCUAUCUCGGCAUCGAGCAUCGGUUGGGGAUACUUCGUUUGUGCGACGAGCCAGAGCCAGGGGAUGAUGGACGAGGCUUGGAAGGCUGA